Messenger RNA from Penicillium verhagenii, 930 nucleotides. RefSeq names its product fucose-specific lectin FleA (gene fleA). Lineage: Eukaryota; Fungi; Ascomycota; Eurotiomycetes; Eurotiales; Aspergillaceae. Bases 1 to 930 code for a protein of 309 amino acids. The transcript has 5 exons. The record is from RefSeq and is a predicted model, not a curated record.
AUGCCAUUCAACAGCCCAGCCCACGAUAUCUACUUCAGAACCUGCAUUGGAACAUGUAACCAUGACGGAAAUAUCCGAGUCUACAUGCAAGAUGUCAUGGGGAACUUUCGCGAGGCUACUUAUGAUAGGGAAUGGUCCAAUGGUACAGAGAAGAACGUGGUCGCUGCAGCUAAACUAAAGUCACCUGUUGCUGUCGCCUCCAUGGAAUCGGAGGAUAUCCAUGUUUUCUACCUGGCACCUAAUAAUAUGGUCAAGAGUGCGGUCUACGAUCACAAAAGAGGUUGGAGUGUAGGUGACAUGGGAAGAAUGGAAAUUCACACCGCACCCUACUCCAUGAUGGCAGCAAAUGAAUGCUCCGGUCUGCAUGGUGGGAGGCUGUAUGUCCAAUUGCCCGACAACACCAUCCAGGAGUUUGGCUGGAGUGACGAGAGCGGUUGGAAGAAAAUGACAAAUCUCGGCCCAGCAUUGCCCGGUACAGCGAUUUCAUGUACCAGCUUCAAAGCACCUCGUGUGGGCCUACGUGUGUACUUCCAAGAUAACCAUCGAGUCGUCAAGGAGAAAUGUUUCGACGACGGCAGGGGCUGGUAUGACGGAGGUUUCAAAUAUACGAGCUCAAAGGCUUUGCCUCCGAGAGUGGGUAUGGCUUGUACUAGCCACAAUAUCUCUUCGGAUAAAGUUGGCAUCAGUGUUUUUGUUGUCAGCGCCCAGGGCUUGCAGGAGAUGGUUUAUGAUGGCAGUAGAUGGCGAGAGGGGAAGUUGGAUGUGGAAUGCAUUCCUGGAAGCGAAGUCGCAGUUACUUGCUGGGGAAGUGGGAAGGAUCUGCAAAUGAGGCUUUACUUCCAGAAGGGAGAACAUGUUAGCGGUAUUAGCGAGUGGAUGUUUAGGAACGAGAAGUGGGAAGCUGGGAAGGUGGCACUUCCUCCUGCUUGA